AUGAAUUGCUCCAACCUCCAAGUCCUUAUCUUGGGUAGAAAUAAACUGGUCGGAAAGAUCCCAGAUGGGAUUGGUUCAUUGUCCAUGCUAACCCUCCUCUACCUUCACGAUAACAUUCUACAAGGCGGGAUUCCACUGUUCAUUGCAAAUCUUACAUUGCUCGACACAAUUUCUCUCGCCGAAUGUCAACUUGGUGGAAGCUUUCCGGAUGUAUUCCAACGGCUGACUAACCUGAGAAGGCUUACAUUGGCCGGAAACAACCUUACUGGUACCAUCCCACCUUCUCUCUAUAACUGUUCAUCUUUAGAACAAGUAUAUCUUGAUGAGAAUCAACUCACUGGUAGACUACCCCUAAACCUAAGUUCAAUAUUAAUGCCUCAUCUGACAACUCUUUCAGUGUCGCAAAAUCAUAUCCAAGGAAACUUCUUGGAUAUCCCUUCAACACUUCAGCUACUUGACUUAAGUUCUAACAGCUUUUGGGGGAAACUACCUUCCCUCUCAAAUGGUUCAUCUCUAAUAAUUUUGGCACUAUCAAAUAAUUAUUUUAUGGGUUCACUACGUAGUUUGGUGUGUUCCAAUGGUGUGAACAUAGCAGGAGUUCUUGAUUUGGGCAAUAAUCUUUUGUCAGGUGAUAUUCCAGAGUGUUGGGAGAAGUGGCCAAGUUUAUAUUAUUUAAGCUUGCAAAACAAUAAUUUGUCGGGUGAGUUUCCAAGAACGUUGGGUUCUGUAACUUCCUUGCAGUUACUGAACAUGUGUGGAAACAAGAUCUUAGGAAGAAUACCUUCUUACCUAAUGAAUUUGUCAAACUUAAAGAUCCUUCAACUUGGGAGAAAUGAACUUGUUGGAAGAAUUCCUACAUGGGUUGGAACAAAACUCACUCACUUGAGAAUUCUCAACCUUAGAUCAAACCACUUUUAUGGAAGUAUUCCUCCCCAACUAUGUUAG
Molecule: messenger RNA, 945 nt
Organism: Helianthus annuus (common sunflower)
Lineage: Eukaryota; Viridiplantae; Streptophyta; Magnoliopsida; Asterales; Asteraceae
Product: probable LRR receptor-like serine/threonine-protein kinase At1g34110
Exons: 1
Coding region: 1-945 (314 amino acids)
Molecular function (GO): protein binding
Source: RefSeq, a predicted model, not a curated record